This is a messenger RNA of Onthophagus taurus, 4644 nucleotides long. It is a transcript of the gene EcR, whose product is annotated as Ecdysone receptor. Gene Ontology annotation, biological process: ecdysone receptor signaling pathway; negative regulation of transcription by RNA polymerase II; positive regulation of transcription by RNA polymerase II. NCBI's taxonomy places the organism in Eukaryota, Metazoa, Arthropoda, Insecta, Coleoptera, Scarabaeidae. Gene Ontology annotation, cellular component: RNA polymerase II transcription regulator complex; nucleus. The record is from RefSeq and is a predicted model, not a curated record. Gene Ontology annotation, molecular function: RNA polymerase II cis-regulatory region sequence-specific DNA binding; nuclear receptor activity; zinc ion binding.
GCUAUCAGUUCAGUUUCUCGUGGCUGACGGUAGUGUAUAGUCAACGGCCGAAAACGUCGACUCGCAAUCCGCAAUCGGUUUUUGUGUAUUAUGUCCCCCAUUCAUAAACAAGAUCACGCACGCACGUCUCCGAUCCGAUUAACAAAACAAUAAAAAAAAAACAAACGGGAAACAAAAAACAACGCGAAAACAAAAACAGUGCGAAAGUUUUUUUAUUAUUUUUAAUUUCAUUUUCUCCCGUAAUAAUAAUAAUCUUGUGUGUCCACAUACGACGAGGAUACGAUGGAUUAAUUCUUCUUCGGCCACCGUUUUCGCCGGUGAUUGGAACCGACGACGACGUUAAAGAUGAACUGCAGCUGACCAGACGAGCCUCCGAGUCUCCGAAUCCCCGCAAUCCCUCCUCUGGCGUCCAAACGCUCGAGCUUCGAAGUCAUCUCAAGCACACUUCCAGCAUCCGAUCUCACACCACCAUCACACCCUUUCUAUAAUCUCUCGAGGUGCGAUAUAUCCCAGAUAAUCCCCUAUAGUUCGCGUCGCGUUACAAACCGCAAAUAACCACUUCACGUUCCCGCCCCCUAUGUCCCCAAAGGACUCGUCUAGUACUAUUGUUAUCGCUUCUUAGUUACCCUUCGAGUAUAUUUACCUUCAGGAAAAUUUUCAGUUCGGGACGGGUCGUUUUCGUUAUUUUAUACAUGAGAUAGGCUUAUCGCCAAGUGAUAUCACGGAACUUUGUGUGCCAUCGGACGCGUUUCGCGACCAGAAUAGAAUAUUUUUCUAUUCAAAAGAAGCGAAUCUUUUUGAAGUGUUGAAUAGGGUGGCGAUUUGAAUUGCAAAAGGCUAGCCACAACGUUGACAUCGCAAAAAAGAACUGUAUCUAAGACUGUACCAAUCAUUGUGAUAAUAUGCCACACCUCGACCCACGACGGUAACCAAACCCCCCGCCCUCGACCGCCCAAUGUAGCGACGUGUAAACGAUGGACGUCAAACGCGAAAUGAUCUACAGGGACGGUGUGCUGCUGCAGAUCAAGUCGGAGCAACGGUCACCGGGCAGCACAUCCACGGCGGGUGCCGCCGCUACGAUCCUCUUGUCAGGCGGAGGCGGUGGCGCCGCUGUUAUGACGACGAUCGGCGCUGAUGGCGCUAGCAACGGCCACCAGCAACCACACCAACAGCAGCCUCAACAGGGGCCCUGCAAUGGCCUGCUGACGACGCUGCCCAGCAGCAGCAGCUCGACGCCGGCGGCGAUCGUAGCCAACGGCGUCGUCGCCAACCUUCCCAUCAGUAACGGUAUGAACGGGAACAAUCGCGCUUUCGGCGGGAUAACCGCGGGCACGAAAAGGCCGCGUCCUGAUGAUUGGCAUAGCGGUGCUAGUCCCGGGACAAUUGGUGCGGGAAGUGUUGGAGGUCCGGCGUCGCCGCCGGUACAACAGACUUAUAUUAUGGGGAACGGGUAUCCUUCACCAGGAUCCAAUGGGAGUUAUGAUCCUUUGGACCUUGGACCGUAUAGUCCUAACGGAAAAGCAGGACGAGAAGACUUGUCACCCCCUAGUAGUUUAAACGGAUACAGCGCGGAUAGCUGUGACGCGAAAAAGAAAAAAGGACCUACGCCACGACAACAGGAAGAGUUAUGUUUAGUUUGCGGAGAUAGAGCGUCAGGAUACCAUUAUAAUGCGUUAACGUGCGAAGGAUGCAAGGGUUUCUUCAGACGGAGCAUAACGAAGAAUGCUGUGUACCAGUGCAAGUAUGGAAACAACUGCGAGAUCGAUAUGUAUAUGAGGAGGAAAUGUCAGGAGUGUCGACUGAAGAAGUGCUUGAGCGUCGGGAUGAGGCCAGAAUGCGUCGUGCCGGAAGUGCAGUGUGCCGUCAAGCGAAAGGAGAAGAAGGCGCAAAAGGAAAAGGACAAACCGAACAGUACGACGAAUGGAUCACCGGAAAUGAUCAAAAUGGAACCAGAGGUACUACAAAUUAAAGAAAAUCUCUCGGAUUCAGAAAAACUAUCACCAUUAAACGACAUAAAACCAAUUUCACCAGAACAACAAGAGCUCAUCCAACGACUAGUCUUCUUCCAGAACGAAUACGAACACCCCUCAGAAGAGGAUGUAAAAAGGAUAGUUAACACACCGAUGGAAGGUGAAGACCAGUGCGACGUCCAAUUCAGGCACAUAACGGAAAUCACGAUCCUCACGGUACAGCUGAUUGUAGAAUUCGCGAAACGGCUUCCCGGCUUCGACAAACUGCUGCGCGAGGACCAGAUCGCGUUGUUAAAAGCCUGCAGUAGCGAAGUGAUGAUGUUCCGGAUGGCCAGAAACUACGAUGUCACCUCCGAUUCGAUCCUCUUCGUCAACAACAAAGCGUACACGAAAGAAAAUUAUAGUCACGCGGGUAUCGGCGACAAUAUCGACAAUCUUUUACACUUUUGUCGGACAAUGUACCAGAUGAAAGUUGACAAUGCCGAGUACGCACUUUUAACUGCCAUCGUCAUUUUUUCAGAACGACCUGCAUUAAUAGAAGGUUGGAAAGUGGAGAAGAUUCAAGAAAUUUAUUUAGAAGCGUUACGAGCGUACAUCGAUAAAAGAAGACAACCAAAACCUGGAACAGUCUUCGCAAAGUUACUUUCAGUGUUAACGGAAUUGCGGACGCUGGGUAAUCAAAAUUCCGAGAUGUGCUUCUCGUUGAAAUUGAAAAACAAGAAGCUGCCGCCCUUCCUCGAAGAAAUUUGGGACGUCGAUACGAAAACAUAGUAGGACGCCGAAGACGCCGCGACGUCCACGCGGGACGAUUGAGACGUCGCGACGCCUGAUGAUUAUUUGAAGAUUCAAAUCGAGAACGAAGACGACGACGAGAAGAGGAACCGGAUGGCCAGAAAAUAAAAAAGAUAACCGAUUUUUUCGAGAAGAGAUUGGGCUGGCCAUCGACUCGAAGGCUGUGAAUAUUAAAUUACACGUUUUUUUUUCUUAUUUUGUACUAAUAACAUAUUAUUAUUAUUAUCGUCGCGUGGAACUUGACGAAGAAAAUACUACUACGUAUAUAGGUAGAGAAAGAAAAAGAAAGAAAGUAAGAAACUAAAAAUAGAGGUAGAAUUGAGGAGGCAACUAGAAAAAAAAUCUGUUAUAAACUGAUGAACAUAUAGUUUUAUUUAGAUAUUUAGUGACUGUACAUCUCUCCCAUUUUUUUAGUAUAUUAUUAAUUAUUAUUAUAUUAAAAAAAGAAUAAGUGAAAGAAAUCAAAGUAUACAUAAGUUUUAUAUGUGUGUAAAGUAGAGAGAAAAAAUGGAAUCGAGGUAAAAAAAUUGAAAGCAAAAAAAAUAAUGAUACCGGUGAUACCAUUUUUUGUUGUCUUUUUGUAAUGAUAUUUUAUCUGGCGUAUCGCUUACUUAAAAAGAAAAAAGGUAAGACUGGCUAGGACUGAGAACUUUAAAAAAUAUACUUUUGAGGUGCCUUCUAGUGAAAAAAAAAUCUGGAUAGAUUAUCAUCAGACUGAAGGGGGCAGGUGCAACAAAUUUUUGCAUAGAAAAAGAAAAUAAAACGAAUUUGAAUGCGAAAAUAACAAUAAAUAUAGGAAAGGAACCGACACGAAAAUAAUUAUAAAAAACGUCUCAUUAGUUUUUUUCGAGCAUUCAAUUCUUAUUUAAAAAAAACGCUUUUAUUUUUGAAACUUAGAAUCUCUAAAAGAAGAUAAAAUAAAAUUUUCGUUUUAAUUUUUUUUAAUUAAAAAAGCGAUCGAAGUGCAAUCUUAUUUACUUAAGUUAUUAUUUUUUUUUUAAUCGUCUCGCAUAAGAAAAAGUAAAAUUGAUAACAAUCCUAAGGUGACGUGCGAGAUAAUAUCACUAAAAGGGAAUAAAUAAAUUUUGUUAUUAACCGUCCGAAUAUUUGAACAACCACAACAACCCAAAAAUAAAUCAAUACCUAAAAUUAUUAAAAAGUAAAGAAUGGAAAAGCUGCUGUGCUACGAUUGGACUAUAUUAAUUGAUAAAAGGACCUUUUUCAGUGUGAAAAAAAGUGUUUCUAGUGAUUGACUAUGAAAAGAAGAAAUUGAUGAAUGAAGAAAUAUAAAAAAAGUAAAGAAGAGGUGCAAAAAAUAUAAACAGCAAAAAAAUUGGACACUCCUGCCUUUCUAUUAUUAAAAAAAAAUAUUAGAGAAAAAAAUAAGAAUGCAAAACGGACGUUUUAUGAUGACGUUUUCGCUCUUAAUGUGGUGUAGCGCGUAGUCUACUCAUUUUUAUACUGUAUACCUAGUUUCAGCGCAAUUUUUUAGAUAUUUCUGCUACUACUAGACAUUAUUACAUUACAAAAAAAACAUUUUAAUAAAUAAGGCGUUUUCUAUUGAAGAAAAUCUUUUUUGAUGAAUAUUUUGGAAAAUGAAUUUGAUCAAAAAAAACUUAAAAACAAAGGUUUUAGUGUUCAUUUUUGACCAGGUUAAAUCUAAAAAGUAAUCUUUGAAUUUAAUACACCCAAGAUUAUUGAGAUAAUAUAUUAUGAUCAUGUAGCAUUAUAAUUUUGCUUGCUUGUAACAUGAUUGUUAAUUCAUGUCAAGUUCUUUAGGAUUAUUUGGUAGAAAAUUAAUUCAAUAUAUUCAAAUUCUUGUAUAUUAUGAUGAGAACAAAUGUUUUUAAAAAGAUAUAAUAAAUUUCAUUCAGUUAUUUUA